Messenger RNA from Fusarium verticillioides 7600, 3759 nucleotides. RefSeq lists its product as hypothetical. The coding region runs from base 325 to 3138 and encodes 937 amino acids. Gene Ontology annotation, cellular component: nucleus. Lineage: Eukaryota; Fungi; Ascomycota; Sordariomycetes; Hypocreales; Nectriaceae. The transcript is spliced from 2 exons. Gene Ontology annotation, molecular function: dioxygenase activity. Gene Ontology annotation, biological process: DNA alkylation repair; DNA repair. The record is from RefSeq and is a predicted model, not a curated record.
CCAAGUACGCUACGGCGGCACACAUUGGGGACUCUGACGGCAAAGAAAUAGUAAGCUAUACGGCACUUCUUUAGUCGGUUCGAGGCCCUUCGAUCUUUUGUCCUCACCACCUCUCACCAACACACACCUUGAAAUACAGUUGGUACCUGAAACAAAUGCACGAGUCAGAAACGACACAAGCCUAGACCGAGCUGCCGAUUCUCUUGUAGAUGGAUAUAUUUAUCUAUCUACCUUACCUUAAUUAUAAUCACCAAGUAACACAAGACCAUACGAGUCCUAAAAGCGAUACAGUCAGUUCCCUAUUGUAUUGCUCCCACCUUCAACAUGUUUCCUUUCGACCAAGCUUCCCUGCCUCAAAUAACAACUCGCAAAGCCCUCAUUGGCGUGGAUUUUCAGCAUGACUUCAUAUCCAAGGAUGGUGCUUUACCUGUCCACGAGCCGGAGAACUUUGUGGACCAGACGAUCAAGCUGGCCCAGGCAUUUCGAGGAGUCGGUGACGUUGUGUGGGUUCAGUCACAAUUUAGUGAGACCCGACCUGUGCUUGAAGAACAAAUCCUUGUAAGCGACAUGGCGCCCAAAACACCACGAGCUUCUAAGAGAGGUCGACCAAACAUCCCUGUUCAACCAAUCGACGACGAUGGCCCGCCAGAUGAAGAGGCCUUCCUGAGCCAUGAGGAUGCUACGUGUGUCAAGGCGGACACGCCUGGCUGCCGGAUAGCUUCAGCCAUAGAAGACUCAUUGCCCAAAACAGACACAAGGUUGACCAAAUCCCACUAUUCAGCCUUCCAGUCAACCCACCUGUUGCGCAUACUGCGUGCUAAGAUGGUCAUGGAACUCUUCAUUUGUGGAUCUCUCACCAACAUUGGUGUAUAUGCCACAGCUCUUGAUGCCGCAGGCCAUGGAAUGGCAAUCACCAUCGUCGACGACUGUUGUGGUUACCGAUCAGAGUCCAGAAAGACUUCGGCAAUAGCCUCUCUAAUAGAACUGACUGGAUGCGAAAUUGCCUCGUAUGACGAGGUCAUGGAGGUGAUACAACACAAGUCCAAACCCCCCAAGUCAAGAAAGCCCCCAUCUUCGUCCAAGGCCCAGGAACAACCCCAAGCUGCAAAGCCAGACCUUUCAAAAGAUGAGGGUCGCGAGAAGAGCACUACCCCGGAUUUUGUCAAGGACAUGACAAGUCUUCGACUGGCUUCAAGUCCCCCAAGCCCCGCAUCAACACCGACUCAGCCCCAGCCAAAGGCGUCGUCGACAAGUGCAGCUGAACACCGUGACUCAGAGGUCAGCCCGGAAUCGAAGGCUAGAGAAUCAAAUGGCGUCAAUCAGAUCAAAUCUACUGAGGCACCCAAUGGCAUACAUGAACUGAACAAGGCCAAGGAUUCCCCUGUUAAAGCCGUUGUCGCAGAUGCCAUCAAAGCCGAACCAGAUUCUGCAUCAUUGGAUCAUGCUUCUCAAGACCAAGGAGAAAGCACAAACAAAGAUUCCCAGGAUAAUCCUACACAAAAUUCAGACCAAGUCAUCGCCCCAUCGUCUCCAGCCGAGACAAGCCAGAAAGAAGAACAGACCAUUGCGUUACCUCCAGCCCAACCCCCCAGCAAGCACGAAGUACAGACAAUGAAAGCACGACCAGACAAGACACAGGAAAUACCUGAGAUGAACAAACCAGCGGCUAUACAUGAUGCCAACCUUCAACAGGAAGGCCUGUGCGAAGGAGAUACCGACAUCAUUGAGAAUGUUCUUCCUGAGCCAUUACUCGAGGGCGUUUUCGAUAAGUUGCGCGAGGAGGUUCAGUGGCAGCGAAUGUCUCACCAGGGUGGACAAGUUCCACGACUUGUUGCAGUUCAAGGUGAGAUUGGACCAGACGGGAGCAUCCCAGUCUACCGUCAUCCAUCUGACGAAUCUCCUCCACUGCUGUCGUUCUCUCCUACGGUACUGGCUAUUAAAUACGAGACCGAGAAACGGCUGGGCCAUCCUCUGAACCAUGUGCUGAUCCAGUACUACCGAGAUGGAAAUGACUACAUCUCCGAACACAGCGACAAGACUCUGGAUAUCGUCAAAGGAUCUUAUAUCGCUAACGUGAGCCUCGGCGCUGAACGAACUAUGACUUUCAGAACAAAGAGAAGGGAUAAGGACCCUUCACAGGAGGAUGUCACCUCUCCAACAACCUCGAAAAGGGUGAUACAGCGUGCCAGACUCCCACACAAUUCUCUAUGCCGACUAGGCUUGAAGAGUAACAUGAAGUGGCUGCAUGCCAUCCGUCAGGACAAGCGUUCAAAGAAGGAGAAAUCCGCGGCCGAACUUGCAUAUGAAGGAGGGCGAAUCUCUCUAACUUUCAGGCAGAUAGGGACGUUCCUGAAUGGCGAAGAGACUCUUAUAUGGGGCCAAGGCGCCAAGGCCAAGACCCCCGAGGAUGCCCACGCCGUCAUCAAUGGACAGUCUACCGAGGCAAUCGAGCUGCUGAAAGCUUUUGGGACAGAGAACCACUCAAGCGAAUUCGAUUGGGACGCACAUUAUGGGAAAGGGUUCGAUGUACUGCAUAUGAGCAACGCACCUCGCCUCUUUACCUGUAGUGACCCAACUAUCAAUAUGCGCAUUGCUCUCAUGUUAGCGGAGUUCAGCGUGAACUACGCAAAGGGAAGCAUCACGACUGGAUCCGCAGCAACAGACUCUGAGAAUCUAUCAGUCAAAUUCGUGGACAAGGACAAAUCCAUGGUUCAAGGUGAUAUGGCUGUCAUGUCGUACAUUGAUGCCCGCUAUGGGCUUGGGAGACCUGGCAGCACCCCACAAGCACCAAAGGACUUGGCCAUUCGGCUCACUCGUUUCCAGCGAGCCUUGGCUUUUUUGGAUAUCUGGAAAAGCCUUCCGAAGGAAGCCAAGAGCGGCAAGCGAGACACGAAGUCUCUUAAACAAGAGCUUGAAGUUUGGGACGGGUUCCUCGCUGAAGAUAAUGGACCUAACAUCGCUGGCGUGGAACUGUCUCUGCCGGAUUUCGCAUUCUGGCCAGUUUUGCACAACAUGGUGGAAGAAACAGGAGCAGAGACUCUCCGGGAUCAGAAAAGGCUGUGUGAAUACUAUAAGAGGGUUGGCGAGAGGCCCAGUUUCAAGAAGGUGCUUGGCCAGCAGUCGCAGCAACAGUCAUAGGAGAUUACCCCUGCUCGAUGGUUACAUUUUAGACAAGUGGUAAAAUGGUGAUCCUCAUGAUUAGGUAGUGCCUGGGUAAUACCUUGUCCUUUGCGAACGGGGAAGCAAAUUAUUGAUGCAAAUGUGUAUGGGAUCAUACGUGUAUACCUAUGUCUUUGUUCAUUGCAGCAACACGAUCUUCUUAUCUAAGUGAUCAGUGAAGCGCAGCACAACAGUGGUGACCAAAAAACAGGUUGAAAGCAAGGACAAUACCUUUCCAUGGCAACAGAGGACGUAGAGGAACCGUGGGAGACUUUCGGGCGUCGCAAAAAGACAAGGGGAGAAAAAUGGGGGAAGAGAAUUAUACAAUGUUUGGUAUCUAUUGUUCCAGAACCGUGAGGAGGAAAAUAUACUCAACGAACCGACCCCUCGGUUGUCAACUUGGAGCACCCUCUGGAGAUUAUUCUGAGCUGCUCCAUGGAAGAGGAUAUGUGCCAACCCAAUCCUCAACCUCACUUCGUAGUUGGACAAUUUCGGAUUCCGUCUCACCAUCACCGAGGUGAUCUAGGAAAACCUUUAUUUUGCCAGGGCUCUUUUCACCUUUCUCCUCUGCUGCUUUUCUAGCAGCUUUGUCGAUGCGAG